AUUUAUAAACCACACCUGCACCAAGUUUUCCUGUAUUCUUCCCAUUUCCAAACUCAAAAGUCAAAAUAUCCAGUCAGUAGACAGUGGAGCAGAGAAGGCGAGGGUUUCUGACACAUUUUCCCUAAUCUCUUUUUUUCUUCCCAAAUUCUUCGAAAUUUCUUUUGUUUCCAUCAUCUAGUGAACUGAAUUGGAAUGGGGAUCGAGCGAUUUUAUCUUUGGUUUCCAGUUUAAUGGCGAGUUGUCGUCGAAGAAAAUCCGAAGCGGGUGCAGGAAUGGAUGCAAUAAGUGAACUGCCAGCAGAAGUGAAGGAAAGGAUUUUGGAGUGCUUGCCUACUCGAGACGCGGCCAGAACUGCUCUGCUCUCGACUCACUGGAACGAUGUUUGGUUGCGGCAUGGGCAGCUUGUAUUUGAUAAGGACUUCUUCGAAUGCUUCUCAAAGUACGAAGGUGAGAAAGGUAUGGCUCAGAUUAGCACAAUAAAUGAUAUUCUCAUGCUCCGUGGACCCGUUAAGAAAUUUACUUUACACAUUCGGCACGCAUCGGAUCCUAAGCCCCAGCAAUCUGAUUUAGAUAGGUGGUGUCGUCUUCUUUCCAGAAAUGGUCUACAGGAACUUAGCUUGUUUAUUUCGGAUAAUCAUCAGCUGCCAUCUUGUAUAUUUUCCUGCCGGACAGUUAAGCAACUGUUUCUGGGUGAUUUAAUUUUUGAUUUGUCGAUCCCUGGUUGUAUAUUUCCCAGCGCCACUUCAUUAGCUUUCAAGCAUGCUGAAUUUAGUGAUAAUGUUAAGGGAAUUGUGUACAGAAUUCCUAAUCUUGAGGAGCUGUCUUUCAGUCGUUGUAAAGGGAUCACUAAUUUUGAGAUCAUCAGUCCAAAACUUGAAAGCUUGAGGGUUAUCGGUUCUCUGUGUUGGGAGCUUGAUGAUUCCAGGUGGUUUACCCUGUAUUUGAGAACAAUUAAGGCUCUUUGCUUGAGUGCCAAUUUGUUGCCUUGUAAAAAUGCAGGAAUAGCCACAACGACAUUCCCGACCGCAAUAAAUUUGCGAGUGAUUGAGCUGUAUGAGUUAAGUUUUUCAUGUGGAGAGAAGCUUGCCUUUGUUUUGCAGUUGCUUCAACAUUCCCCCAACCUAUGUGAGCUGAAGAUGACUGCAUCAGAUAAUCAGUGUAUGUGUGAAAUUACAACGGGUACAAGACUUUUGGAUGAUCCAAACAGUUGCAUUUUAAAGCAGGAUCUGAAGAUUCUUAACACAGUCAUGAUUGAAGGGUUUAGUGGAUCUAUACCCGAAAAGCUUUUUGUGAAAGUGUUGCUCUUGAAAUCCCCUGCACUAGAGAGAUUUUUAAUUAUGGAAUAUGCUGAUAUUGAUACCUCCGAAGCUGUCAAAAGUCUAAGGGAAUUAUUGCAUUUUCCUCGUGCAUCUCUGAAAGCCCGGAUUGUUUGCGUGGAACACGACGACACCGUGUCCGGACUAUUUAAUUACAUAUGGUUUUAACCUUGUAGGAAUUUAGUAUGAUGAAGUUCCAUGGGUCAGUUUGGAUGCAACAUAGAUUUGUAAGGUCAUGUUUGGGGUGGAAGUUGAAAUAUUAAUCUUGUAAGAUAAGGAUGGUACCUUGUUUCCUAUAUUGUUCGGUAAGUAUUAUGUUGUAAAGUAUUUUGAAUCUGUCUCGACAACUCAGUUGGUACUUAAGUCGUGGUAGAUUAAAGGCUAUGAUGGACCUAACUUUUAUUGAGGGUGAA
Ipomoea nil (Japanese morning glory) is the source of this 1729-nucleotide messenger RNA. Its product is annotated as F-box/FBD/LRR-repeat protein At1g13570-like. The transcript is spliced from 3 exons. The record is from RefSeq and is a predicted model, not a curated record. Bases 231 to 1484 code for a protein of 417 amino acids. Lineage: Eukaryota; Viridiplantae; Streptophyta; Magnoliopsida; Solanales; Convolvulaceae. Gene Ontology annotation, molecular function: protein binding.